UAGAACUAAACGCAACACUUACGUUUACUCCAAAAUUCAAUUUUUGAAUUGUUGUGUUUUCUUGUUUGUUCAGGCAAAGUGGCUGACAGUUUAUUUUUCAUUAUGAAAAAUGUUCUUCUUUUUCUGAAAUAGUUAAAGAUUCAAGAUAUUUUUUGUUGUAAUAAGUUUCGCAGUCGUGUUAAACAAUGGGCCCUGGUCUUGCGAAUUCGAGUGGGAGUUCUGUUGAAGAAGAUGAUGUUUUCAGUUCUCAAUUUGCUGCUCUUCUUAAGCCAAUUCGAGAGCUUACUAAACAAGGAUGUUGGGAGCUGAAUAUAGCUGAUAAAUUGGAGGAAUAUGUCCAGUAUAUUCAAGAUUUGCGGAUUGAAGUUAAUGUAAACGGGGAGCAAAUGAAGCUAGAUUUUGCUAAGGCUGCUAUGGUUGUACAGAAUAGUGCACAAAUCUAUAGCAAGAAAGUUGAGCAGCUCUGGCUUCUUCUCCAAGAAGUGAUUGAGUUUUUAAGUUCGAAUGGGAAUGGUAAUGAAAAUGAUGAAAAUCAAACACCUGGCUCCAAGAUAAGAAGAAAUCACCGAAAAAAACAUCACAAAGGAGAUGUAGAUCUUAUCACAGAACCAAUUCCACUGAAGUUUAGAAAGUUUGGCUCAAAAUUAAAGAGAAAAGCUACAGCCAAAGACAUAAAAAAGAUCCAAACUUUACCGUAUGAAAUCUUGCAACUAGAAGAAGUUAUAGGAAGCUUAAAUUCUGUUAAAAUUAAACUCUACACACUUUCAAACGAGCAUUUGGGUUACCCCUCUGAUCUAAGAUCUAAUUUCCCCUUUGACCCUUACACUUUGUUUUUGCAAAUCCAUCACGCAAACGGAUUUAAAGUACAUCCCGAGAGAGAUGUCCUUAACGAAAACCAAGAAGCUGAACAUUCCAUCGCAGAUUUGGUGCCAACCGAACCAGUUCCUAUAGCAUCUAUGCACCAAGAUGAUCUAGAAGUCGAACCUCCUAACUUGGAUGAUUGGCAAAAUGACGGAGAAAUGGCCUCAGAAAACGAAAUCAUUCCAGAUGGCCUCGAAGAAAACGGGAACUCCAACGGUUUAACCGAAGAAGUCGUUGAGAGAAUGCAACUACGCCAGAGAGCUCCGGCUCCAAUUUCUGUGGAGAAUCAAGUAAAAGAAAAAGAUCCUUGGGGUGGUAUGGAUCCCUAUUCCGAAAGUGACGCUUUAAAGAAACCUUGUGGAGCUCCGGUUCGAUGCAAGAUGCCUGUUGCCUUGAGAAAACGGAAAGGGGUGGGGAAGGUUCCCGUAAAUGAAGAAAUUUGCGUAGAAAUAGACGAAUUUCUAGGGAAAAGUCAAAUCAUUAAAAAGCCCGCCUUAAAAUAUUCCCAGCCUGAAACCGAAUUCUGGGAAGAUUACGUACACUUUACGAAAACAACUGGGACCGUCAUUAAAAAACAACAAAAACUUCGGCCUGAAAAAAAUAUCGCGGAAGGGAUCGAAGAAAUGGACCAACAGGACAUCAAUAACGAAGACGAUGACCAUUUCCACAAAGAUACCCCAGAGUUUGAAAAUAGUUUUGACAAUUCUGGUGGUCUUGAUGCUUCAUAUGACGGUUUUCAUCCCGAACUACUUGGGGAUCCGGUAGAAAAGGCGAAUCCCUCAAGAGAAAUGGAUGAAUCAAAACAGUUUUUUGAACUUGUUCAGCAGUUUAUGGCAGAGUAUACUGCUUCCGCCAAAGAAUUUGUAACAUCGACUGAAUCGACCCGCCGAGUUCAGGCGUGGCAUGAUAUGAUUCAACCGAGACUUCGUGAGGCCGAAAUGCGUCGUGAUUUUGAUAUUCACCUUUAUGGAAGUCGCAUAAUAGAGGAAUUCGGGUCUGCUGCGCCUAUAGGAAGCCAAUGUGCUUUUACCAAAAUUGUUCAUGACCAACCGAAAAACGAAGUAGCCAGAUAUUUUCUCGCCACUCUGCAAUUAGCAAACGCUUACAACGUGGAAAUUCAACUUCAAGAUGCUUUAACUCUCGAUGGAGUGGAACUAAAACUCCUAUCUCGAGAGAGGCAUCACGAACACAUGGACGAUUUCAUCUGAUGAACUGUCAGCAAGAUGUUUGGUCCUAAUGGUCCAUCAGGGAGAGACGGCCAUAUCCACGUCGCUGAUAUCCUUUUGAUUUCCUCCAUCUUUUGAUAUAUCUGCGAUAAAAAUGCCAUUCCAUUAACAUACCUUGUUAAUAAACAAUUUGAAAGUUAA
Molecule: messenger RNA, 2228 nt
Organism: Daphnia pulicaria
Lineage: Eukaryota; Metazoa; Arthropoda; Branchiopoda; Diplostraca; Daphniidae
Product: condensin-2 complex subunit H2-like
Exons: 9
Coding region: 186-2069 (627 amino acids)
Biological process (GO): mitotic sister chromatid separation; meiotic chromosome condensation
Cellular component (GO): nucleus; condensin complex
Molecular function (GO): chromatin binding
Source: RefSeq, a predicted model, not a curated record